CGGCAGCGGCAUGUGGACGGCAGACACACCGGAGACGUGUGUGGGUACUUUAUGCUGAUACCGGUCCGGGCUCUCAUAGGAGCGCAUGACCCGCCGUGAUGGCCGGGGGACGCAGAGGACUAGUGGCCCCACAAAACACUUUUCUGGAAAAUAUUGUCCGACGGUCUAACGUUUGGACAUUAUCACAUAGACACACAGACACAAACUUUGUGUUGGGAAAUGCCCAGAUCGUAGACUGGCCCAUCGUUUACAGUAAUGAUGGCUUUUGUAAGCUGUCCGGCUACCACCGUGCUGAGGUCAUGCAGAAAAGCAGUACAUGCAGCUUCAUGUACGGAGAGCUCACAGAUAAGGACACAUGUGAGAAAGUUCGGCUGACUUUCGAGAACUAUGAGAUGAAUUCGUUUGAGAUCUUGAUGUACAAGAAAAACAGAAUGCCGGUUUGGUUUUUUGUGAAAAUAGCACCUAUACGAAAUGAACAGGAGAAGGUUGUGCUCUUCCUGUGUACGUUUAGUGACAUAACAGCAUUCAAACAACCAAUUGAAGAUGACUCCUCCAAAGGAUGGGGGAAGUUUGCUCGUCUGACCAGGGCUCUGACCAGCAGUAGAGGGGUCCUGCAACAACUGCAGCCCACCGUACAUAAAGGAGAGAAUGUACAUAAACACUCGCGCCUUGCAGAGGUUCUCCAGCUGGGCUCAGACAUCCUGCCCCAGUACAAACAAGAGACACCCAAGACCCCUCCUCACAUCAUCCUGCACUACUGUGCCUUUAAGACCACAUGGGACUGGGUCAUCCUCAUUCUCACCUUCUACACCGCCAUCAUGGUCCCAUACAAUGUCUCAUUCAAAACCAAGCAGAACAACGUCACCUGGCUGGUUGUGGACAGCAUUGUGGAUGUGAUCUUUUUGGUAGAUAUUGUACUAAAUUUCCACACCACGUUCGUGGGCCCGGCUGGGGAAGUGAUAUCAGACCCGAAACUGAUUCGCAUGAAUUACUUGAAAACCUGGUUUGUGAUUGACCUGUUGUCCUGUCUGCCUUAUGAUGUCAUCAACGCCUUUGAGAACGUGGACGAGAACUGGAAUCAUCGAGCUGUCACUCAAGGUAUCAGUAGCUUGUUUAGUUCACUGAAGGUUGUUCGUCUGUUGCGUCUGGGCCGGGUGGCUCGCAAACUAGAUCACUACAUCGAGUACGGUGCGGCUGUUUUGGUUCUGCUGGUUUGCGUGUUUGGGCUGGCGGCCCACUGGCUGGCCUGCAUCUGGUACAGCAUUGGAGACUAUGAGGUCAUAGACGAGGAACGUAACAAAGUACGUCCGGAGAGCUGGCUUUAUAUGCUGGGUGAGACGAUCGGGACACCCUAUCGCUUCAACGUCAGCGGGAUGGGAAGAUGGGAAGGUGGACCUACAAAAGAUUCAGUCUACAUCACGUCUCUGUACUUCACCAUGACCAGCCUGACCAGUAUUGGCUUUGGAAACAUCGCUCCAACCACAGAUGCUGAGAAGAUCUUCGCUGUGGCCAUGAUGAUGAUUGGAUCUCUCCUCUACGCCACCAUCUUCGGUAACGUGACAACUAUCUUCCAGCAGAUGUAUGCGAACACAAACCGCUACCAUGAGAUGCUGAACAGCGUGAGGGACUUCCUCAAGCUGUACCAGGUGCCCAAAGGCCUGAGCGAGAGGGUUAUGGAUUAUAUCGCCUCCACGUGGUCCAUGUCCCAUGGUAUUGACACCGAAAAGGUUUUGCAGAUCUGUCCUAAAGACAUGCGUGCUGAUAUAUGUGUGCACCUGAACAGGAAGGUUUUCAAGGAACAUCCUGCUUUCCGUUUAGCCAGUGACGGCUGUUUGCGGGCUUUGGCCAUGGAGUUCCAGACCAUCCACUGCGCUCCAGGCGAUCUUAUCUACCAUGCGGGCGAGAGCGUGGACAGCCUCUGUUUUGUGGUGUCAGGGUCACUGGAGGUCAUCCAAGACGAUGAGGUGGUCGCCAUUCUGGGUAAAGGUGAUGUGUUUGGGGACGUGUUCUGGAAGGAGGUGACGCUAGCUCAGGCAUGUGCUAAUGUGAGAGCGCUAACAUACUGUGACCUGCAUGUGAUCAAACGGGACGCGCUUCAGAAAGUCCUAGAGUUCUACACCGCCUUCUUCAACCACUUCUCACGAAACCUCCUGCUUACGUACAACCUGCGCAAAAGG
This is a messenger RNA of Sinocyclocheilus grahami, 2177 nucleotides long. RefSeq names its product potassium voltage-gated channel subfamily H member 1. The record is from RefSeq and is a predicted model, not a curated record. The transcript has 12 exons. Gene Ontology annotation, cellular component: voltage-gated potassium channel complex; plasma membrane. Gene Ontology annotation, biological process: regulation of membrane potential; potassium ion transmembrane transport. Gene Ontology annotation, molecular function: delayed rectifier potassium channel activity. NCBI's taxonomy places the organism in Eukaryota, Metazoa, Chordata, Actinopteri, Cypriniformes, Cyprinidae. The annotation marks the transcript as partial.